Messenger RNA from Daktulosphaira vitifoliae (grape phylloxera), 2175 nucleotides. RefSeq lists its product as uncharacterized. Lineage: Eukaryota; Metazoa; Arthropoda; Insecta; Hemiptera; Phylloxeridae. The transcript has 7 exons. The record is from RefSeq and is a predicted model, not a curated record. Gene Ontology annotation, molecular function: RNA polymerase II cis-regulatory region sequence-specific DNA binding; DNA-binding transcription factor activity, RNA polymerase II-specific. The coding region runs from base 302 to 2023 and encodes 573 amino acids. Gene Ontology annotation, biological process: regulation of transcription by RNA polymerase II.
CAGGCCAGCCGGUCAUGGUAUCGUUGGCGGUGACGACGGCGACGACGGUGAAUCAGUGUGAUAGUAGCCGGCUCUGGUGGUGGUUCUCUUUUCAUCGCCGUUUUCCAACGUACUGACGUGCUCGUGAACAGGAUUAAUUCGCGAUAACAGUCACGAAAACAAAAACAUUACGCGUAAUUACGUUUGUUAGUCAACGCACAUAGUUGUCGGUUUCGGAUUCGCUGCAUAACUAUUGUCGCGAGCGAAAACUGAAGAGAUUUCCUUUCGAUGACGACUGGCACCGGUAUUUCUCCGACGUAAAAUGGUUCGGGAUGCGAUGGCCACAGACGACGGUGAAGGACCGAUGCGACCGAUAUCUCCAGCAGAACAAGACAUUGUGCAAGAUGGUGCGACCACUGGGCGUCCUGAGAUGUCGUCACCGUCGCAGCUAGACGAUAGACCGAAACUUCGGGUGACUUUCGCCCAAGACGGCGACUUGAGCAACCGCAGUAGUUGCAAUAACGGCGUGGGAGUGAAUGGCGGAGCCGAUGGUGAUAAUGACGCCGGAGGUGAUGAUAGGACUUGGGACGAACGAAUUUUUUCGCCCAACGGGAAACCUAAUGAGCGAAAAAGAGACCGUCGGCGUGCGGAUGGCGACUUGAAAUCUCCAAUAGGAUCUACCUCAGCGUCUUCAGAGUCCGAACAGAGCGAUUGUGAUGAUAAAACCCGAAAAGAUCCGAUGGCCAUGCAGACUGCGGCUAUGCCUUUGAAUUUAAUGGUGACCGGCGAGAAGGCGAUGGCCGAAGAAGAGAAUCCUUUGUCGUUGUCAGAAGACGAAGGCGACGAUGUAGAAGAUGAUCAAUAUGCCGACGAAGACGAGGAUCACGGCGGCGGCGGCGGCGGCAUCGGCGAUGUUGUACACGAACGAUCUCAGCCAGCGGCCGCGUCCUGGACACCUCCUUGGUGGAUUCAGUCCCGAACAGACGAUUAUAGUGACAAACCUACACAAACGGCCGAACUCCUUCUAGUCGGUGGUCGAUUACCACCAGGACCCGGUGCAGCCCAACCGGCUAGGGUCUUUGUGCCCACUGCCGAUGGAGGAGUUGCCGUGGCCCAAGCAGUACUUUUAGUAUUGGAACCUCCCGUUCCAACCGUUGGCACCGCCGAUCAACAUCGGCUACAGCACCGACAACGGUAUAGACAUCAUCACCGAUCACAGACAUUGGACGAUGGAGUAAUUCCAGGCCAACACCAGACAUCAACUCGUGACAAUAACGGACAUCGAACAGACAUUUUUAACCGACGAGCGACUCCACCGCCGGCGCUGCAAGUGUCAUCGGCCGGUACUGCCGAUAGAACGGAAGACGAUACCAGCGCAUUUGUUAAACAAACCGCGGCGGCUAUUUGUGGAACGGAUGAUCCAGCGGCAUACGUUCGACAACAACAGCGACAGAUAACCUCCUGUAACGCAGCGGCCUAUUAUUAUCAACGACAGCAGCAAAGACUUGAAGGCGGCGUGGACGACGACAGCGCCGAUAAUCCGACCACUGCCACUACUGCCGCCGCCAUCGCCGCGUCCACGACUAUGGCUGCCUUGAUGGCCGCCUCAGCAGUGCCAAAGCGACCGACUUGGUCCACUCCCGAAUCUUCCAGGUACUAUGGCGGUAGUAACGGCCGUCUUCAUCAUCAACAGUAUCAACAAACGGCUAACGGCAGUGCAAUGAUGCAUCCGGCGGCGGCGGCUGCCGCAGCUAAAAAACGCAAACGGCGUACAUCAUUUACACCGCACGCUCUGGAACUGCUCAACGGUCAUUUCGACCGCAAUACACAUCCAUCCGGUGCUGAAAUAACCGCAUUGGCAGCUCGGUUGGGUUACGAUCGCGAAGUGGUUCGUAUUUGGUUCUGUAACAAACGACAGGCACUCAAAAAUGCCGCUGCUACCGCUGUGGGUAUACGUUCGGUUUCUGGUUUAUCAGGUCUGAAUGGUAACAGUUCGCUAAAUGCAGCAAAAUAUUACGCUGCGGCAGCAACAGCAGCUCCUUAAGACCUCCGACGGACAAGCGAUUUGUUCUGACAUUUAUAUAUAUUUUAAUAAUAUUGUUUUUUUUUUUUUGUAUUAUAAGAUUAAAAAUGAUAUAGUAUACAUAUUGUAUAAGAUACUAGAGUGUAUAAUAUGAAUAUAAUGUUUAUUAAAUA